AUGUCGGCCAACCUAAGAAAACGACAGUUUAGCAAAAAGGUUCGGUGGGAUGAAUCUGACCGGGAAUAUCUCUAUCAGCUGAGAUUUAAGGACAAACUAUCCUGGGAUCAAAUUCAUGAGGAAUAUUUCCCAGAUCGAAGCAAGAAUGCACUCAUAAAAGUAUAUUCGGACUUGAAAGUAGAGCGCCACGGGAGUUGCCGGGAAAAAAGGGAAAUGACGAAUAAUACCAACCACAAAGACAGCAAUUUAAUGAGCAAGGUCACUAAGACAAGCAAGCGCCCGGCGCCGAAGGAUGGUACCGAAGACAUGGCCCACAAACAACCCAGGACUUCAGAGAGCCAUUCGCAUCAUUCUACGGAAGACGAGUGGGUAUCGGGUACAACCUCAGGUUCUUCGACAUCUGAUUCGGAUCCGGACUCAGAUCCAGAACUUGAUGAUAGCGGUGAUAUUCAGACGGACGGAACAGCCCAGCACUUUCUGCGAAACAUGCCUUACCAGAACAGUGGGGAGGGAGCGCGCCCAUCACUACUAAUGUGCAAUUCGCGUGGUCUUGUGAAACUUCAGGUUAACAACAGAAACAAGCAAGCUGCCAUCGCAUCCUCUGGUCAUAUAGAGAGACCCAACUCGACCGAGAAUUCUGAGACCUCUGAUCAGAACCACGCAUCUGCUUUAAAUUCCCCUCACAGCAGCAGCUCUGCGUCAACAAUCGCAACCACUCCAAGCCCUGGUCAGACUCACAACAAAAUGCAGAUGCCUGACCAGAAGGAAGGCCCUGAGAGGCUCUCUAGGGCACAAAAUAGCCAGCCCCAGUUUGCGUACUCGGAAAUAUUAUCGGUGCUAAACGGAUUGACCAAUAUUGUCACCCUAUAUCCACGGGAAAAAGAGAGAUCCGAUAGACAAGAAGAGGAGAUUGUGAAGCUGAACAACGAAAUCAAAAAGCUCACUUUAUCGCAUGCCGAUAAGGAAGCGAAGCUUGACGAGCAAAAAGAGAGAAAUACCUAUCUGCAAGAGCAGCUCGCCGCUCAAAUUAAAUCCAUCCAGGAAUACAAAACUGAGAAUGCGACAUUACAGGCUGAUAGAGCAAAACUUCAGGACCAGCUACUCUCAAAAAGUUCAGAGCCAUCUGGAGAAGAGAAUCAAGCACAACCUUGUGAAGAAUGUCCCAAAAAGGACGAAGAAAUUGCCAGAAAAGAUGCGCAAAUUGAAGAAAUCUUGAAGAUACUGAGGAACGCAGCUUGA
Messenger RNA from Aspergillus tanneri, 1239 nucleotides. RefSeq lists its product as uncharacterized. The coding region runs from base 1 to 1239 and encodes 412 amino acids. The transcript has 5 exons. The record is from RefSeq and is a predicted model, not a curated record. Lineage: Eukaryota; Fungi; Ascomycota; Eurotiomycetes; Eurotiales; Aspergillaceae.